Messenger RNA from Geodia barretti, 218 nucleotides. The record is from the annotation of a GenBank genome assembly. NCBI's taxonomy places the organism in Eukaryota, Metazoa, Porifera, Demospongiae, Tetractinellida, Geodiidae.
UGAAGAAUAUGAUGACACGAAAAUCGUGAAAUCGCGUAUGAGCGAAUUCUCGCGUGGACGACUGAAGGUGCGUAUGAGCUCUUGGGGGACAUGUAUAGGUAGAUAUGGGCCCGUAGACUAUUGCUAGUAUGUUUUGAAGGCCUAGGAAGUGAUUCUCACCGAGUUUUUAGUCGUUUUGUACGCGGAUCACGUGAGAUUUCACCCGUGUCGUCCCUAUC